AUGUCCAACUCUUCUAGCAAUGAUGACAUGAAAUAUCCUACAACGUCCAGGCAGGGCCGUCAGCAACAAAUUUACAAUUCUGACGGUGCUCGUCUGGUUGUUGGUGUCGUGCCUAUCCUCGCAAGAACCAAGCAGGUAGUUCUUGUGUCUAGUCGAACACGAACAAAUGAGUGGAUACUGCCGAAAGGCGGAUGGGAAAGCGACGAGACUCAAGAGGAGUCAGCGUUGCGGGAGGCAUACGAAGAAUCUGGCAUCAAGGGAACCCUGACUCGUAACAUUGGCACAUUCCCGCACACAAAGUACUUUCCUGACAGCGACAUCCCCACAUGCGAGUUUACUUUCUUUGAAAUGGAUGUAACAACAUUUUGCGAGGAUUGGCCAGAGCAGGGAGAACGACAGCGACGCUUGUUCAAUUUUGAGGAAGCUUCGAAGCUCCUUUCUCAUAAGCCAUUCAUGCAUCAAGCUUUGCUCAAGUGCUCUCUCAGAGCACAAUAG
Spizellomyces punctatus DAOM BR117 is the source of this 495-nucleotide messenger RNA. RefSeq lists its product as uncharacterized. The transcript has 4 exons. Gene Ontology annotation, cellular component: nucleus; cytoplasm. The record is from RefSeq and is a predicted model, not a curated record. The coding region runs from base 1 to 495 and encodes 164 amino acids. Gene Ontology annotation, molecular function: pyrophosphatase activity. NCBI's taxonomy places the organism in Eukaryota, Fungi, Chytridiomycota, Chytridiomycetes, Spizellomycetales, Spizellomycetaceae.